Oncorhynchus nerka (sockeye salmon) is the source of this 9019-nucleotide messenger RNA. Its product is annotated as nuclear factor of activated T-cells 5-like. The record is from RefSeq and is a predicted model, not a curated record. Gene Ontology annotation, cellular component: transcription regulator complex. Gene Ontology annotation, biological process: regulation of transcription by RNA polymerase II; calcineurin-NFAT signaling cascade; cytokine production. Gene Ontology annotation, molecular function: DNA-binding transcription factor activity, RNA polymerase II-specific; RNA polymerase II cis-regulatory region sequence-specific DNA binding; transcription factor binding. Lineage: Eukaryota; Metazoa; Chordata; Actinopteri; Salmoniformes; Salmonidae.
UGACAAACACUAACGUGAAGGAGGCAGAAAGAAGCGUGUUACACAGGCUAAUAACGACUGGUUCAAGAUAUACGUAGUCUAUAUGCCAAAUAGCGUUUUGUUUGUUAUCAGUAUAUUUAUUUCUCAUUAAUUCAGUUUCAGAGAAAUAUUUAUUUCUAGCUUGCUAGCUCAGCGACGUUCAUAUCUGAGGGCGUCCGAUUUCCCCUCCUCUUCAGAGGCAUUACGAUGCCCUCUGAUUUCAUAUCCCUACUCAGCGCGGAUCUCGACCUGAAUUCCCCCAAAUCCCUAUAUUCCAAAGAAUCAGUGUAUGACCUUCUCCCCAAAGAGCUGCAGCUGCCAUCCUCCACUCAGCAAAACCCAGCAGCAGCCAUGAGCCAGAAGAGCGGUGGAGAGGCGGUUCCUUCUCCCUCAGCUCCCCUUGACUCAGAUGCCACCACCGUCUCCUCUUCUAUGACCAUGGGAGGCCCUCGCAGUGCUUUUCCCACCUCUUCCAGCUCCACCAUGCACUCCACUACUUCAGCCACCGACCAGACCUCUGCUCAUACCGGCAUCGCCGCUCCAGACGAAGGUGUAAGUAGCAGAGCGGCGGCCGAGAUGCUUGGAGCCGAGGGCGGGACUGGCAACAGUGGGAGUGCUGGUGGCGGCAGGGCUGGCGGCGAGAAAGGAGGAGGGGCAGGAUCCCUAGGUGGAGGAGGAAGAGGGGGGGCAUCCCAGGAGGCCCAGCAGCACCACCAGAUGACCCCCUCCAAGCGGCGGACGGUGCUGAACAUCUCGCCUCCGCCCGAGGACCUGUUUGACGACAGCCGCAUGUCCUGCCAGGAGGAUCAGCUCCAGGACUCCGAGCAGAGCAACAGCAUCUGGAUGGAUGACUCCACCUCUAACUUCAGCAUCGUCAGCUCCAGCUCCUACAACGACAACACUGAGGUGCCCCGGAAGUCCCGCAAGCGCACCCCCCGCCAGCGACCCGGGCCCAAGCCUGCCUCGGCCGAGGAGGCCAGCAUGGACGUGUUUGAUGCAGACAGUGCCAAAGGGCCUCACUUUGUGCUCUCACAGCUGGGCUCAGACAGCAAGGCCUGUACCAAAGGAAGUUCGGCAGAUGGCUCCCAAACAACCCAUCAGAAAGGUGGGACCCUAGUGAGCCAGUUCCCUCAGAAGAGUGAGGGCAAGGAGCUGAAGAUCCUGGUCCAGCCUGAGACCCAGCACAGAGCCCGCUACCUGACUGAGGGCAGCAGGGGGUCGGUGAAGGACCGCACUCAGCAGGGCUUCCCCACCCUAAAGCUGGAGGGUGUGAAUGAGGCAGUGGUGCUGCAGGUGUUUGUGGGUAAUGACGCUGGGCGUGUAAAGCCACAUGGGUUCUACCAGGCCUGCAGGGUGACGGGGCGCAACACCACAGCCUGCAAGGAGGUGGACAUCGAGGGCACUACUGUCAUUGAAGUGUCCCUGGACCCCAGCAAUAUUAUGACCCUGGCGGUGGACUGCGUGGGGAUCCUAAAGCUGCGUAACGCUGAUGUGGAAGCUCGUAUCGGGGUGGCCGGCUCCAAAAAGAAGAGCACACGUGCCAGGCUGGUGUUUCGGGUCAACAUCUCCAGGCCGGACGGCUCGGUGCUCACGUUACAGACACCGUCGUCCCCCAUCCUGUGCACCCAGCCUGCAGGGGUGCCUGAGAUUCUGAAGAAGUCCCUCCAUAGUUGCUCGGCGAGGGGGGAUGAGGAGGUCUUCAUCAUUGGGAAGAACUUCCUCAAGGACACCAAGGUCAUAUUCCAGGAAAAUGUGUCAGAUGAGAAGUCUUGGAAGGCAGAGGCUGAAAUUGACAUGGAGCUGUUUCACCAGAAUCACUUGAUUGUGAAGGUUCCUCCAUACCAGAACCCAGCCAUCGUGUCUGCGGUGUGUGUGGGGAUCUACGUGGUGACCAAUGCUGGCCGAUCCCACGACGUGCAGCCUUUUACAUACACUCCAGAACCAGUGGACAUAUCUGUGAAGAAAGAAGUUCCAUCUCCAGGCAAGCCCUGCUCUUUUGAUCAACGGAUGAAAGUAAUUGAUGGUGCCUUGAUGCCCCCAAUGUUGCCUCUUGUGAAGAGAGAAGAGGUCACUCCAAUGGAGGUCUACAGCAACCUCCCUUCUGCUGGCAUUUUCAAGCGAACCCCCGAUGUCAUGUGUUCGGUCCAGCAGACGCUGGACAUGAGUUCCAACCUUCCCCCCAACAGCAGCCCAUUCUCCAACUCCUUGCCGCGGUCUGCCAGUGACCCUGAUGAAUCCCAAACAGCAGUCUUCAACAGUGCAGAGGCCCUGAGCACCAUACAGAAGCAGGACAUUGCUCCCACCAACUCCUUCCCCGUGCCUGCAGACUCUCUACUCCAACCUGGGCCUCAGCAGUUCCUCCUGGAGCCCAGAGAGGGGCUGGGGCAGGACAGGGCCAGCAACAACGCUGGGGCGGUAGGGAGGCUCAGUCAACAAGUGGAGGCUCCUCAACCUGCCCCCCAGCAACACCAGCUGCCCAUAUUCCCCCCAGACGAGGUGGCCCAACUGGAACAAGCAGUGAGACAACUGCAGGCCAAAGGGUACUGCAGCCAGCAGCAACAGCGACAACAGCAACAGAUUCAACAACAACAAAUUCAGCAACAACAGCAGCAACAAAUUCAGCAGCAACAACAACAGCAGCAGCAACAAAUUCAGCAACAACAGCAGCAACAACAAAUUCAGCAACAGCAACUACAGCAACAACAGAUUCAACAACAACAAAUUCAGCAACAACAGCAAAUUCAACAGCAACAAAUUCAACAGCAACAAAUUCAACACCACCAGCAGCAACAGCAAGUAUUGGAGAACCUACAGCAGCAGCUGUUUCAGUCACAGAUCCCCAUGCAAUGUGGCAUAUUCCAGGGCGGUUCUCGAGGUGAGAACACUGAACAGCAGGGUUCCCAGCAGGGCAUGGUGCAGAACCAUGGUUCCCUCUUUCAGCAGGCCCAACAGCAGCAGCAACAACAACAGAAACAGCAGCAGCAAGCAGCACUCUUUCAGCAAGCCAAUGAGAUCCUCUCCAUUCAGACCAACUUCCUCCAUCAGACCCCUUCUCAUCCCUCUCCACCCCUCUUUCAUAACCCCACCCUGGCUGAGGCACAGGACCCACAGGGGGCACUGUUCCACACUCAGAAGGCCUCUCCCACCCAGGAGCAGGUCCAGGCAACCCUCUUCCAGAACACCCUGACAGUGUUGAGUAGGACCAGCCUCUCCCCAGAGCAGCCCCCCUCUCCCGCCAACCUGUUCCUCCCCCAGAGUACCCUGCCCGGGCAGCUCUCCGCUAGCGGUAGCCAGCAGCAGCAGCUGGCCUUCCUCAGUGCCCUGCAGACCUCUGCCACUGAGCCCCAGUCAGUGUUCCAGGCUCAGACCCAGCUUUCCCCCAUCCAGCAGGGGACCCCCAUGGAGCAGCAGCAGCCCUCCCAGCCUCAGCCCCAGCCUCAGCCACCUCAGCAGAACUCCAUGUUUCAGAACAUUUCCCCUCAUCCACCUGCAAACACUCUCUCUCAGACCCAGCAGCAGCAGGCCAGCCUACUGUUUUGCAGCAACCCCCUCUCCACUCCAGAGCAGGCCCCCAGUCUGCUGUUCAGCGGCCAGGGCCAGAUGCCCCCCAUGAGCAGCAGCAGCCUGAACUCUCAGGAGCCCCAAAACCCCUCCAUGCUGUUCUCUCAGGCCAGCAUGGUGACGGUUAGCCAGCAGGAAUCCUCUGAGCCCAUGGCCUUCCAGGACCAGAGCCAGGUGGUGGGGAACCCCUCAGAGCCUCGCCAGCAGGGCCUGUUCCAAGAGCAGCAGCCCAUGCAACUGAUCACCAGCUCCAACAACGGCCCAGAGCAGCCCGUCUCCCUCUUCAUGCCCCAAUCCAACAUGGCUGCCCUGCAGGGUUGCAUGGCUGCCCAGGAGCUCCCGCAGACGGGCAUCUUCAGCACCCAGAAUGGGGUGGCAGGUCUGCAGACCACCACCUCCUCCCCUGUGCAGCAGCCAGGGUCUCUGUUCCAGACAGCAGUCAGUGGGACCCUCAACCAGCCCAGCGAGGCCCAGCAGCCAGGCCUCUUCCUCUUUGGGAUUCAGAAUGAGUGUGGCCAGCUGAUAACCUCUCCUGGAACCACUCUGUCUGAUCAGAUCAUUGCCAUCAGUCAGUCUGGUCAGAACCAGAGAGAGAGCGAGGCCCAGAUCCAGUCGCUGCUCAACCAGUCCAUGUCUGAGUCAGGGAGCAUGCAGAACAGCAUGACCGCGUCCCAGAACAUGGAGAAGAUAGAUGACCUACUUGUCAGCCUGCAGGAGCAGGGCAACAACCUCACUCGCUCCUACUAGGCCUGCUAUAGGUUUCAGGAGCCCCGAAGACCCCCAGUGUGGACCCCCAUUACAGACGGCAGAAGACCCCAGUGUGGACCCCCAUUACAGAUGGCAGAAGAAUGGAAACAAAUUCAACAGUGGGCUCUUGUCCAAACUCCAAGUUACAUGUAAGCCUCAGCGGCCUUCUUCUCCAAGGACAGUCUUCAUGUGUAGAUGAUCCACAGUGGCGCCGAGCGGGGUACCAGUCCGCCACUGCAUCUAAACCUGGACCUCAAAAUAGGACAUAGGUUGUAGUCACCCCACAACUGCAGUGUGGUCAAUGUAUCUCACAGCUAGUCGCCUCCAGCUGUUAUUGAAACAUGACACUAUGUAAUGUUUGGCUAACUCAUCAGUUCUCAGAGCAGCACUUUGCGGUGUGGUUUUAUAAGGAUGGUGGUGGAAGCUAGCGCAGCAUUCUGUCUUCUCCAGGACCAGAGUGUGGGCUCACAAUUGUUUAUAACGCAUUGUUGUCCUUUUUAUACGAUAUUAAAAGUAUUUUAGGAAAUAGCAAAAGAAAAUAUACCAUUUGUGAAAAACAAACCUUUGUAAGAUAUUUUGACAUUAGUUCUUUCAGCACUUUACGAUGCUUUCCUUUUGUGACUAUUUCCUCAUUAAGUUGGCCCAUGCAUUCACUCGUCAGCUAUUUAUCUCUCCGGCUGUUUACUGGAUGUACAGCUCGACUACUUUAUUACUCCUGCAUGUGUGUUGAGUUAUGGCUUUAGUUUUUUAUUGCUCCUUUCAUGAAACACCCGUUUAUCUUAUUGGCAGCCAUCUUCCCAUUACCCAUUCCUAAGAAUAACUCCAACUAUUUAAGUAUUACACCAUGGAUUUCUUUCCCUGAUUAGACUCUGGAGUACGAGAGAUGCUCUAGAUUAGAGUCAAUGUGGAUCAAGAAAAAAUAAAAUCAUUCAGCCUUUAAAUCAUUCAUUUCCAGUCUACAUAAUUAAAUAAUAGGCCUACAGUUUGAAUAAAUCAGAACCAUAUAUGCGUACCAUAUACCAGUGCGCACGGUUGUCUGAUUGAUGUAAUUAAAGAGUAUAUUGUUAUUUGUAUCAUUCUAUGGCAAGUGUAGAUAAUGUGUUGUUUUGUAGUGAUGUCUCCAUGGCAGAUGUUUGUAUUAGCUCACGUCUGGCACGCACAAACUAGACUUAUCUAUAGAUCAGAGAGGAGUUUUCCGUAUGUUUGUCUUACUGUAAAACAGCAACUCUCUUGCCUACAGUGGGCCACCCCAGGACCUGAGUCAAGGCCUCAAGUCACAGCCUCCUUUUUCGUCUUCAUGAAUGGCCAGUUUUAUGGCUCAUAUUGAUUGGGGUGUUCAUAUUUGUCGUUUGAGACUAGCCAUGUUUUGACAGGGAGAAAAUGGUGAAAGUGACUGGAGCAGUUAUUUGUUUUGCCUUGACCAUGAAUGGUGGUUUGUAGUUGGAUUAUUAGUGUCAGGCGUGAUAUACAGAUGUAGCAUCUUAAUUUGAUCACUCUUUUGUUGCUGAGAAUUUUCCUGCACCUCAAGAAAUACAAACUUGGAGUUUUUCUUAUAUAUAUAUAUAUAUUGUAUUUUUUACCCCCAAUUUCGUGAUAUCCAAUUGGUAGUUGGUCUUGUACCAUCGCUGCAACUCCUGUACGAACUCGGGAGAGGUGAAGGUCGAGAGCCAUGCGUCCUCCGAAACUUGACCCUGCCAAGCCGCACUGCUUCUUGACACACUGCUCGCUUGACCCGGAAGCCAGCCGCACCAAUGUGUCGGAGGACACACUGUACAGCUGGCGACCAAAGUCAGCGUGCAUGCGCCCGGCCCGCCACAAGGAGUCGCUAGAGCGCGAUGGUACAAGGACAUUGUGCGCCGCAUCAUGGGUCUCCCAGUCAUGGCCAGCUGUAACACAGCCUGGGAUCGAACCCGGGUCUGUAGUGACACCUCAAGCGCUGCAAUGCUGCGCCUCUCGGGAGGCAUGUGUAUUUGAGUUUUGAAAAGGUUUCUAAAGUUUGUAUUUUCGACUUUGACAUUUCAGACUUGAUUUACCCUAAUGAAAAAUGUAUCAACCCCUACAAAAAUGUCCAUUAAUUAUAAUCCACAGAAUAAUUCACAUUUCCUUUUGCUGCAGGAUUAUUUUUCUGCUGUAGCAAACUGGUUCAAAUUAAGAUCCUACAUCUGUACUGCUGCCAAACUGGUUUGUGCUUUUAUUCUUUACAUGUGAGUAUUGGGCUGAAGUGGAGCCAACAGUAAGAUUGUGUCUUGUUUUUAGUCUGAAUCUGAGUAUACGCAUGAACAAGGGGCUGGUCUCUGAUGACAACAAGAACAGCUUAGUUGAGUGCCUCCAUCUUUCUCUCUUAUUGUUGUUGUCUGUUAGUGUGUGUUCUUAACAUCAUUACCUUUUUAUUCACUUUAAAAACAAGCAGAUUUUUAAAAUGGAGAGUAUUUAAACUAUUUUUAGUAAUGUGAUUGGUGGGGCCCCAUAUUCCCCAUCCCAGAGCUUGAGCUGUGUUCUUUUAGAUAUUUAAAGGACCCUACUCAUGAAGAAUGAACCAUUAAGUUGCUUUGGAGAAAAGAGCUGUCUGUGAUUGGCUUUCUUCAACUCUUGUGAAAAACUAGUACUUUUGUUUCCAAUAGUCACGAGUAUUUAUGUGAAUUUUUUAUAAGAUUUACAAAUAUUUUAUCAUAUCAUUUUUACUGGUGUAGUUCUAAUACAUCUUUUCAGAAAUCAUAUCUAAUUUAUUUGUUGUUUUUUUUGUCUUUAGAUAUUGUGUCCCACAAUCAUCUUUGUCCUACAAAUGACUUGAUGUACAAGUUUGGUUCUGAUUUAACUCCGUAAUUGUAUUAAUAUUAGUUAUGUGGAUUUGGCCCUUCCCCACCUGUUGAAACUGUAAUUGGCAGUGUUCUUGUGUGACAUAUCUGUCAGUGAAGCUUAUCUUCUCCUUCUGAGGACAGGGAUACAACUUUAUGGUUGAGGGAGUUCAAAUGUACCAUGUACACUACGAGUCACAUGUACUUUCCUGUGCAUUGUUUUCCUCCUUAGAUAGAUUUCUGUUCAUAUGCCAGGUUGAGAUCAAUUGUACAGUAUGUUUGUCCAAAGCUGAUAGUUUAAGUCAAACCCUUGUGAUAUAAUUUGUGAAACAUUGAACCUGUACUGUCACAUCUACAACUUAUUUCACCUCUUGAAUAAGGAAAGUGUAGGAAGUUAUUGGACAACUAUGCCAGUUAUAAAGCCAUACAGACAGAUAAAACAGCAUCUAUUAAAUAUUUGUUAAUAGGGUUUACAAAAAACUCCAAACGCAGAAUGUGUUUGUUACCUCAACCCGAGCAGGUUGCUAAUCAGGCCACCUUACUCAACAUUGGACCAAUUACAAUGAUAAAGUACAUUCUUUAUAUAUAGUAUACAUACAAUAUUUUGGCAGCAGCGUGUUAAUGUUUUGUGUUAUGAAUACACAAUAAGCAUAUUGAGGGGGAAAAAAUACCUAUUUUCAAAUGUAACCAAUGAAUAUCCCAAAUAGUUUGAGCUUUGACAAAAGAGGAGGGCUAUUUGGUUCUGAGGCUACAUGUUUUACAUUGAUGACGACAUGAGUCUUUGUAAUUGAGUGGCGCUAUACGUUAUUGUGCCGGUUAAGGUUCCAUUUACUGAAGACCUAAAAAUGAACUACUUUUCCUACUCAACCAAUGACUACAGAAAUGCAGAGGUCACCUUGAAAGUUAUAUUUUUACCAUAUUUGCACCCAGACUAACCAAUGAUUUAUGACAUCACAGUGUACAGCAAAUAUAUUUUAGAAGUAUUGCUCAGUACAUUGGAUGAUAUACUUGUGCCUUGACAAACUUUUAUAGUAGAGACUAGAUUUAUUGUACCAGUGUUGCCUGAUUUAUUCACCGCUGUGACACUUGUCAGUGGUUAUUAGCCCUUGAUAACUAGUAUCAAGCCAUACGACUUGUGUGCUUCUAAUGCCGUACAGAGAUGAGUGACCAGAUAAAUGUAUAGUGUUGUGCAAUUUGUUGUGCAUCUGAUUUUAUUUUCACGAAAAUGUUAAUUUGCAUUUGUUGUUUAACGUCGUUGCAAUUGAAGUUUUGUCUCAAACUGCUAUGCAGCUUGAUUCAAUAUAAAUGUACAUCUGUUACUUUUUUAAUAUAGAUUUGAUCUAUCUAGCCACUCUUGAUUGUUCAUUGCAAAGGGGAAACGAUAACGAAAUAUUGUAAUUCUGUUAAUUAUUUAUGUAGCUUUUUGAAAUAGUAUUGAUACUGUGUGCCACCGGGAUUUAUUUUUAUGAUUGGGCUUGUGUCAGUCAAGACUAACACAAAUUUCACCUAAUUCAAACAAACUUUUCAUUCAGAAUUUUUAUCACAGGUGUUUUGUUUAUAUUGUAAUUGUCAUCAGUUAGUCUGUUCACACACUUCUGUUUGUGUCCCCUUAACCUGUCAGGCUUUGGUUUGAUGUGAAAGUCUGCUUUAUUUCCAUUAGGUUUUUUUCUGCUGGGGAUAUAGUGAACCUGUUGAUAGCAUUGACAGGUUAUAGGUAUGGGGAGUGCAUAUCACCUAUGUGUUUUUACCUACCAUGUCAACAACCGUGAAAUAUUACCUUUGAAAAAAUGAAUCGAUAUAAAUGUAUUUUUGCUUUUGUUGGGGCAUUUGUAUACUCUUGCAAUUAUAUUUAUGUAAACCUGCUGGUAUCUAUAUUAAUAAAGAUAGAUGAUACGUUU